CACGCACGGCCACACAUUAUGAAGGAACUAACGUGGUUUUGUAAGCAGGCGGCUCCAAUCAGGUUUAAAAUCUGUGUGUGCGCGGAGGUCUGUGUGCGGUGCCACGUCUGUUCCUCGGCCCCUGAUUCUAUCGAACAUGUGACUGACUUAGACGCUCACAUGGCCGCCGCGGCUGCAUGAUCCGCUUUACUUUGCUAAAAGUCCGGUGAUCGGUAGCUCCCCAUCGCCAGCGACCACACGGAGCAGAGGACCGCCGCACAGCACAGCGCCUACGCGGACAACAUCAUGGCGAACAGCGGGCAGAAAGUUGUGCUGAUCACCGGCUGCUCCUCGGGCAUCGGCUUACGGAUCGCCGUCACGCUGGCCAGAGAUGAGAAGAAGCGGUACCAUGUUAUCGCCACCAUGCGCGACCUGAGGAAGAAGGACAAGCUGCUGGAGGCAGCAGGAGACGUGUAUGGCAAGACCUUGAUGUUGCUUCCACUGGACGUGUGCAGUGACGAGUCGGUCAAGCAGUGCAUCAGCAAUGUUCAGGACCGCCACAUUGAUAUCCUGAUCAGCAAUGCAGGCGUGGGCAUUCUCGGACCCGUGGAGAGCAUCAGCAUCGACGAGAUGAAAAGGGUGUUCGAGACCAACUUCUUCGGUGUGGUCCGCCUGAUUAAAGAGGUGAUGCCCGACAUGAAGAAGAGGCGUUCGGGACACAUCGUGGUCAUGAGCAGCGUCAUGGGUCUGCAAGGAGUGGUGUUCAAUGAUGUUUACACAGCCUCAAAGUUCGCCAUCGAGGGAUUCUGUGAGAGUAUGGCCGUGCAGCUGAUGAAGUUCAAUAUCCGGUUGUCCAUGAUCGAGCCCGGCCCGGUGCACACUGAGUUUGAGACAAAGAUGAUGGAGGAUGUGGCCAAGAUGGAGUAUCCAGGAGUAGAUGCUGACACAAUUCGUUAUUUUAAAGAUGUUUACCUCCCAUCGUCCAUAGAUAUUUUUGAAGCCAUGGGCCAGACACCGGAGGACAUAGCCAAAUGCACUAAAAAGGUUAUUGAGUCGAGCAACCCGCGCUUCAGGAAUCUGACCAACAGCCUCUACACACCGAUUAUUGCCUUAAAGUAUGCGGACGAGACUGGCGGCCUGUCUGUCAACACCUUCUACAACCUUCUCUUCAAUUUCGGCCCUCUCAUGCACAUAGCCAUGAGCAUCCUCAAGUGCCUGACGUGCAGCUGCCUGCGUAGACGCACAAUCUCGCCAAACUGAAGUGGGUGUGCGAAUCUUGUCCCUGACCCUUACCCUCCUCCCAGUUUGUCCACCCCCGUCAAUUCCUCUGUGCCUUUUCCCCCCUGUGAGGUUUUGGGUGACGCAGGUAGACCAGAGCCAGUAGCCUGGAGCCAGGAGGCGCCUUUCUGUUCUCAGCCACCUCCACGAUAAGCUUUGCCCGGACAACUUGCACAAUUGCACAAGUCCGUCAGAGAGAUGCAGGAUGACCUCGCAUAUUCUCACAGAAACACAAGAGUACAAACGCACACACGCACACCAGAUUAUUGUACAUACAUUUUAGAAAAAGAUAAAUGGCUAUAGAUAGGUGGAUAUAGAUGUCUAUUUCAUUUGAAAGAGAACCUACAUACAGGACGUGAGAUACAAGUCCCGUGGACAGACAGCAAAGCACAAAAAUGAACAGAGAGAAACACUAGAAUCUGAAUAGAGAUGAUAAUGCUAUAAUUUGUAGCCUAGAUAAUCUGAUACUCAGGCUAACUAGAGUUAUAACAUGUGAGACAGAGUCAAGAAGAAGAUAUCCACUUUUAUUGUGUUGUGCCUUUAAUUUCAUGUUCGCUUAAAUAGUGUUCUCAUGGUCAUAACUGCUGUUGAAUCAUGUUUUUCAACUUCUUUUGAUAAACUGAAUGUGUUUAUAAAGGUUUGUGAAGGGGCGGGUCAGCUAUUUUUAAUCCAGCAACUUGAUUUAGAAAUAAACUGAAUUAUGAUUUACUCUCAAA
This is a messenger RNA of Platichthys flesus (European flounder), 1973 nucleotides long. RefSeq names its product retinol dehydrogenase 8a (gene rdh8a). Gene Ontology annotation, cellular component: cytoplasm. Gene Ontology annotation, molecular function: estradiol 17-beta-dehydrogenase [NAD(P)+] activity. Gene Ontology annotation, biological process: estrogen biosynthetic process. Lineage: Eukaryota; Metazoa; Chordata; Actinopteri; Pleuronectiformes; Pleuronectidae. Bases 286 to 1239 code for a protein of 317 amino acids. The record is from RefSeq and is a predicted model, not a curated record. The transcript has 6 exons.